AUGCCGCAACAACCUACCUCGCUGGAGCCUUUAUGUGGUAAACAUGCUUGGAAUCAUUCGAGUUUUCAGUGGUUGACAAGUGUUUAUCCAAAAUUCUCGAGCGAAGAACCAUCUACUAGUGAUGGAGCUGAGCAUGUUGAAGUAUGCACUAAGGUAGCAAACUAUUCGCCAUUUGAAGAACUACAUGCAGUUGGUGAAGAUAUUUGUGAAUCCCAGUCUCCAUGUAAAUCGUGCCAUCGUCUUAAGAAAAAACUUACAUCUUUAGAAAAGACUUUAAGCUGGUAUAAAAAGACAAAAGCAUCUUUAACGAAAAAGGCCCAGAAGUUACAAAAUGAAUAUCGAAGCGAAAUCAGGGAAAAUCGUAAUACAUCAGUGGUGACCAGCAUUAAUAUAGACGAUGGAAUGCAGGGGAGUGCUGAAGAGCUUUUCGAAGGAGAAUCAUACAUGGACUACUCCUCUUUUGAAGAGUCUAGUCAGAGUGAAGAUUUAGAUGAAGAUACCACAAGUAAUACAGUCAGAAUUGAUGGAGGAGCAAGCUCGCAUGAACAACCUAUGUUCAUGGUAUUUUACAUCUCAAUCGGUUGAGUUAUUUGAAAAAUUUUGCUUUAACUGCAAGGAGAAAAU
This is a messenger RNA of Xenia sp. Carnegie-2017, 624 nucleotides long. RefSeq lists its product as uncharacterized. The transcript is spliced from 3 exons. The coding region runs from base 1 to 585 and encodes 194 amino acids. The record is from RefSeq and is a predicted model, not a curated record. NCBI's taxonomy places the organism in Eukaryota, Metazoa, Cnidaria, Anthozoa, Malacalcyonacea, Xeniidae.